CUCUUGUUGUACGUUUCCUGACCAAGCGGUUCAUCUGGGAAUAUGACCCGACGCUAGAGUCUACAUAUCGUCACCAAGCUACCAUUGAUGAUGAAGUGGUUUCCAUGGAGAUACUAGAUACAGCUGGUCAGGAGGAUGCUAUUCAGAAAGAAGGACAUGUGCGAUGGGGUGAAGGCUUCGUGCUGGUUUACGACAUCACGGACAGAGGCAGCUUUGAGGAAGUGCUGCCACUUAAGAACUUGUUGGAUGAAGUUAAAAAACCGAAAAAUGUCACCCUGAUCCUGGUGGGGAACAAAGCAGACUUGGAUCACUCCAGGCAGGUCAGCACAGAGGAAGGUGAAAAGCUGGCCACAGAACUAGCAUGUGCUUUUUAUGAGUGCUCUGCUUGCACAGGAGAGGGCAACAUUAUGGAGGCCUUCUAUGAGCUCUGUCGUGAGGUACGGCGUCGAAAGAUGGUCCAGGGCAAGACUCGGAGACGAAGCUCCACCACCCAUGUCAAGCAGGCAAUUAAUAAGAUGCUUACCAAAAUCAGCAGCUAAAAAGAGCUGUGCUAAGCCAGAGAAGCAGAGCACAUUUAAUUAAAAAUGGUCAAAGCUUUGCAAUUAAAAAAAUAGAAAAGACAAACCACACCACUUUUUUGAGUAACACAGGGUCAGACUUUUUUCCUGUUUUGAGAUGUAUUUAGCCACACUGCUUCUGGCUAAUGUGGGG
Molecule: messenger RNA, 711 nt
Organism: Balearica regulorum gibbericeps (East African grey crowned-crane)
Lineage: Eukaryota; Metazoa; Chordata; Aves; Gruiformes; Gruidae
Source: RefSeq, a predicted model, not a curated record